Molecule: messenger RNA, 234 nt
Organism: Arabis nemorensis
Lineage: Eukaryota; Viridiplantae; Streptophyta; Magnoliopsida; Brassicales; Brassicaceae
Source: the annotation of a GenBank genome assembly
AUGGCUAGGCUUUUCGAUAUCGAUCACACGACUCUACGCUACACGAAUAGGAUCGUUGGAACUUUUGGAUACAUGGCUCCAGAGUACGUAAUACACGGACAAAUCUCGUUUAAGACAGAUGUUUACAGUUUCGGAGUUUUGGUUCUUGAGAUCAUCAGUGGUAAGAGAAACAGUUGUUUCAGCAAUGAAGAAAACAUGGAAGACCUCCUUAGCUUUGUAAGUACUAUACCAUGA